Messenger RNA from Xenopus tropicalis (tropical clawed frog), 2602 nucleotides. Its product is annotated as serine/threonine-protein kinase N2-like. NCBI's taxonomy places the organism in Eukaryota, Metazoa, Chordata, Amphibia, Anura, Pipidae. Gene Ontology annotation, molecular function: transferase activity; ATP binding; nucleotide binding. The record is from RefSeq and is a predicted model, not a curated record. Bases 982 to 2217 code for a protein of 411 amino acids. The transcript is spliced from 12 exons.
CCUAUUGUAGUUGCAGUGAUACUGACACUUCUCUAUACAUUUUUAUUAAUCAUAUACAUAUUUUUUUUGCACAUUAUCCCUAUAUAAUAUAUUUAGUGUAACAUUAGUGCUGCUUAUAUCAGAGUUAUAGGUUCCUUAUUCUUUAGCCAUUACUGAAAUGGAUGGUCUGGAAACUCUGGUCAAUGCCAAAGGGGCUGCUGUAAGCUGCUUUAUAUUGGGUCUGAGGGGAGUUGUUUGAACCUCUGAAUACUAGUCCAGACAUGGGCAGCUGGGUAAUGAUUGGAAGAAAGGGAAUGCAUUAUGGCAGCACUUUUGGGGCAAUAUAAUAAUAGUCACAAAGUUUGUACCAGGUCUAGUAUCACAUGGCAGCCAAUCAGAUGCUUGGUUUCCACUGAUAUCCCAUGAUGCAGUUAGCUGCACAGCUACAGAUCCCUGCCUGUUGCCUGCUCUCUCUCUGUAAGUACAUUUUCCUGCAUCAUUAAGCAGUUUCCAUGAGAUGUUUUUAAUUCCAUGUUCUUUUCUUUUACAGGAGAAAAGGUGAUGGGUUGCUGUCACACUAUUUUUUCUAAAUCCAAGGUAAAGGGAUUCUCUUCUCUUUUUCAAUAUAUACAUGUAAGAGAAUGCCCAUGCCCACCGUCUUAAUGCCCAUAAUGGCACAGGGCAAAGUGUGCACUAUUCACAUCCGGGCAUAAAACUUUCACUUAGGUUAUAGCAUAGCUUGUGUAUAGUUGCAAACACAAUAUUUUACUGGGCAAAAAUUAACAUGGUCACUUGAUGGUCAAACAGAUUUUUUUGUACUCAGCACAUUGCCCACAUAUAUAAAUGAGCCCUUGUGUGUUUGUUUAAUAUUCUGCCUGUCAUUUAAUAUUCUGCGUGUCUUCACCUUUACAGAACUAUUCUGAUUUUGAACCUAUAUUUGUGAAGAUUCAUGAAAUUACUGAUGUGCUGGAGCCUCCGGUGGAGUUCAUUGCCACUGUAGAGAUGCCCGACCACCCGGUGCCAUUAAUGGAUUCUCCUGAAGUGAUUGAGCCUCCUGAUGUUGGAAUGUCUCACACUGUUGGACAAAUGAUCCUAGAACAGGAGGAGGGUGGAUUUGAGCCAGAAGAGGACACGGUGGCAAACUUCACUGUCACCUCCUUUAGUGUCCCCUCAGCUUGUGAAGAAGCUUCCAAUGGCUCAGAGUCAGUCACCGAGCUACUAGGCGCAGAAGGACCCUCUGAUAGCGCCAUGCCCAGAUCUCUGGAAAACUUCAAUCUGGGAAAAGUAUUGGGUGAAGGCACCUUUGGAAAGGUGUUCCUGGCAGAGUACAAGGACACAAAACAACUGUGUGCCAUAAAGACCCUCAAGAAAGAGAGGAUUAUUGCCAAGAAUGAUAUCAAGAGUGUAUUCAAGGAGAAGCGAAUCCUUCAGAAGGUUACCAGCGCAGAGCACCCAUUCCUGGUUUCCUUAUACGCCACAUUCCAGAGUGAGAAUCACCUCUUUUUUGUUAUGGAAUAUCUUCCUGGAGGUGAUCUGUGCCAUCUGCUCGAGCAUCAAGGAGCAUUUGAGGAAUCAAAAGCCAUGUUUUACACUGCCUGUAUAGUGCUCGGCCUGGAGGAAUUGCACCGGAACAAUAUUGUUCAUAGAGAUCUGAAACUGGAAAAUCUAAUGGUGGAUGUACAUGGCUAUCUGAAAAUCGUGGAUUUUGGCCUGAGCAAAGAUGGUUUCAGAUAUGGAGAUCGCAGUAAGACCCGGUGCGGAACAAACUGCUACAUGGCCCCAGAGAUCAUUGAUGAGAUGGCAUACAGCAGGGCCGUUGACUGGUGGGCCCUUGGGGUUGUGUUAUAUGUCAUGAUCAUGUUCCAGUUCCCAUUUGAUGCAGAAGAUGACAUGGAAUUAUUUGAGAGCAUCAGGAAUGACAAACCUGCCCUGACAGAGGAAUUGUCAGAGGAAGCUCAGUGCCUAAUACUAAGAUUACUGGAGAAGAAUCCAUGUCAUCGCCUCGGAUACAGCGAGGCCGGUGCUGAAGAGGUUAAAGCCCAUGAAUUCUUUGAAGAUAUUGAUUGGGAAGAAUUUCUUGAAAGAGAACUGAUGCCUCCAUUUAAACCAGAUGUCAGUGGCCUUACAGAGAGUACCAGGCAAUCUGAAUGCCAAGCCUGGGGAUUAAUGCCACCAGCUGAAGCGAUAUCACCAGAGGCACAAGAGCUGUUUGAAGGAUUUGACUAUUCAGCUGAGUGAGAGGCAAUUGCAAGGGGCAGAUAUAUGGCUGGAAAGGGCGGGUGGUGGGCCAGUCCAUAUACAAAUCAGAAGCCUCAAUGACUUAAAGUUAAUAUUAGAUGCCCCAAGUCAUCAGUUUCUGAAGGAACAGUCUAAUGGCAGCACCAAAGUAUCUGUACGUCAGCCUUAAGGGGCAGAGUUCUGGAUUGAGAUUCAAAAGAGACCCUGGCAUUUCAAGUACAGAGAUCCGAACAGCCCCUUGUGGCAUUUGCCAGAAUCUACAGAUUGCCACUCUGGGCCUGCCCCAGAUACACAUGAGAAGCCUCAUUGGUACAAAAUGGAUAUCAGAUUCCCCGACAUCAAGUUGUGGAGGAACAGCCUAAUGGUGGAACAACAGUACCUGCAG